This is a messenger RNA of Rhopilema esculentum, 1695 nucleotides long. RefSeq names its product testin. NCBI's taxonomy places the organism in Eukaryota, Metazoa, Cnidaria, Scyphozoa, Rhizostomeae, Rhizostomatidae. Gene Ontology annotation, molecular function: zinc ion binding. The record is from RefSeq and is a predicted model, not a curated record.
UUAAGGGGCCUGGGACCGACAUAGGCUGAGCCCCUGAGUCCCCUCCGAGGCACCCCUGCAAAGUUAUGAAAGGAAAACAGGAGGCUGGUUACCGUUAAACUCGUCUAACGAAUCGUCUGAAUUCGUCAGGUCUCUAUAAUUGAAUAGCGAAACCCCCGUGAUAAUUUGUUCUAGUCAGACGUCAAAUAAUCCCUUUUGUGUUCGAUUAUCGGUAAUUAUACUUGCAAGCCUGUGAAAACAAAGUGCAUAGUAUUUGGUGUGGAUUUGGAGAAACCUAGGCUAAUUUCAACCAUCCUAACUUUUGAAGUUUUGUCGAAAUUUCACAAGUAAUGAGAGAGUGAGAGAUAACCUGCGCAUGUGCACCUCGAAUGAACAUCAACAGGUGAUCAAGCGCUAAAUUCAAAACCAACAUGGCCGACUCGUAUCCACCCGUCGUCAAGUCAGAAUUCAAGAGCAACAUAGCCCACGAAAUAGGAGCUGGGUCAGCUUGUCGUGUAUGUGGACCAAAAUGUGAUGGGCUUGAUCUACACUUCUGGAGAAAAAUAUGUAAAAACUGUAAAUGCAAGCUUGAAGAUCACGACGUGAAGAUUGAAGAAUUCGAUAUUCAGCACGAAAUUCUGAAGAACCUGUUGACAAAUAGUGAUGGAACAACAGUAUUCCAAAGGUCGAAAAAAGCCCUCAGCAAUCUAGAUGCCCCUGCUGCUGAGAUCGAGGCUGCCAAAAAGAAUUUUAUGUUCAUGCCUGAAGGGAGCACUCGAGUGACGAUAACAAAGUAUAUGGCAUCACUGCCCAAGGAAAAAGCUCCUCAUUUGACUGAAGAAGGUUUUAACUAUCGCCAAAAACAACUAAUGCAGCAACUACCAGCUCACGAUUUUGAUGAGAAUUACUGUGAUGACCUCUCUGAUAAAGAGAAGCAGAAAAUGAAGGAUUUCAACCGUAAGAGGAAUGAAGAGGCGUCUGGACAAGGUGCCAUCAAAGAGCAUACAGAUGUGACAGGAAAAGUUUGGGACUGCUCUAAUUGCAAUGAAAAAUUGCGCGCCGGCGAUGUUGCAAUAUUUGCCGAGAGAGCUGGACCUGACAAAUGCUGGCACCCAGAAUGCUUUGUAUGUGACACAUGCAGCGAAUUAUUGGUUGACUUGAUCUAUUUUUUCAAAGACGGAAACAUUUACUGUGGCAGGCAUUACGGAGAACUGACAAGAGUUCGUUGUGCAGCAUGUGAUGAACUAAUUUUCACAAAGGAGUACACACAAGCAGAGGGACGCAGUUGGCACAUAAAGCACUUCUGUUGCUAUGACUGUGACAAAGAACUCGGAGGACAGAGAUAUGUUGCCAGAGAAGACCACCCUUACUGCUUGGAAUGCUACGGCCUAAAGUAUGCUAAAAUUUGCAAUGAAUGUCAAGGCAGAAUACCUCCUGAUGCUAAACGUGUCACUUAUAAAGAAUUCCAUUGGCAUGCGAGUGAAGCCUGCUUCAGCUGUCGUAAAUGCAAGACCAAUUUAUUGGGAAAACAGUUCAUUUUCAAGAAUAACAACGUGUUUUGCUCUGUUGAUUGCGCAAGAAGCUAACUGUGCUUGGAAAGACAACUUCGAAAUAUAAUUGUUUUUAGAUAAUCUGUAUUUAGGCAAGAGGAAGAGAAGCUUUCGAGUGAUAUUAUUUAUGCAACCAUUAACAGAGGUAGAGUUAUAUGUAGACUUU